Messenger RNA from Funneliformis geosporum, 2381 nucleotides. Lineage: Eukaryota; Fungi; Glomeromycota; Glomeromycetes; Glomerales; Glomeraceae. The record is from the annotation of a GenBank genome assembly.
AAAGUAACAAUGGACCAAGAAAGCGAGAUUAUAAUAAUAACUAUUAUUAUGCUAUAGAGCUAAAAGAUGAUUCACGAAUUUUACCUAGAGAAGUAGCUGAAUUACUUGACAUUAGAUACGAUGGACCAAUAGGAGCAUUAGACAACCAUCAUUUAUUCAGUUCUUCAAAAGAAAUAACGCAUCUAGUUUCUCGAUCUCUUGAUUCAGCUUUUGAUUUAAGUGACGAAAGUAAUGAUCGUGUUUUACUUAAGUUUCGUUCAAUAAAAGAAGAAAGGCAACAAAAUCCUUCAUUAAUAAAAAGGUCUCACGAGAUAAUUGACGAAAUACUUUCUGUUGAAAAGCAAAAACUGAGAAAAAGGCAUAAGAGAGUCCCUCCUCCAAUUCCUCAACCAAAGAACAAAGUUGAUACAGAAGAUAUAGGCACCGCUUAUGGAAUUCUUGACCCAGGAUUUAAAUAUCAAUGGCAUUUGGUUAAUACAUUGGAAAUCGAUCAUCAUAUAAAUGUUACAGAUGUAUGGAAAGAAGGUAUAACUGGUAAAGGGAUAAUAGCAGCUAUAGUUGACGAUGGCUUAGAUUUUGAGAGUGAAGAUUUGAAAGAUAACUUUUAUAAAGAAGGAUCUUACGAUUUUAACGACCAUAACCCGUUACCAAAACCUCGACUUAUUGAUGAUAACCAUGGAACGAGAUGUGCUGGUGAAAUUGCGGCCGUAAAAAAUGAUGUGUGCGGUGUAGGAGUUGCCCCAGAUGCCAAGGUUGCAGGCAUUCGUAUAUUGUCGGGAGAAAUUUCUGAUGUAGAUGAAGCUGAAGCGCUUAAUUAUAAAUUCCAAGAGAAUCACAUUUAUUCAUGUAGUUGGGGACCACCUGAUGAUGGUCAAUCGGCUGAAGCUCCCAAGGGGCUUAUUUUUAAAGCUAUUCUCAAAGGCAUUAAUGAGGGGCGUGGGGGUAAAGGUAGUUUAUUCGUAUUCGCAUCAGGCAACGGAGGUGCCAAUGAUGAUAAUUGCAAUUAUGAUGGAUAUACAAAUAGUUUAUAUACAAUGACUGUUGGAGCGGUUGACCGCACUUUUUCACAUCCGUAUUAUGCGGAAAAAUGUUCUGCUCUUUUGGUGACAACUUAUAGUAGUGGAAGUGGGAGUUUUAUUUAUACUACGGAUGUUGGACCAGGUAAUUGUACCAAUCUUCACGGGGGUACUUCAGCCGCUGCCCCAAUUGCGGCAGGAGUUUACGCUCUUGUCCUUCAAAUCAGACCGGACCUUACUUGGCGCGAUAUGCAAUAUUUGCAACUUAUCAGUGCUGUUCCGUUCAAACUUAAAGAUCCUGAGUGGGACCGUAAUGCCGCUGGACGUUUAUUCAGUCACAAAUAUGGUUAUGGAUUACUAAAUGCGUAUCGAAUUGUUCAAAAUGCUAAAACAUUUAAAAAUCUUGGGCCUCAGGUUUUCUUGGAAAUUCCAACCACCAUAGUAGAUAGACCAAUACCUAUGAAUGAUGUAGGUAUUAUAAGUGGUAUAGAAGUAAAACAAAGUGACCUCGAUGACGCUAAAUUUGGACGUUUGGAGCAUGUCACAGUUACGGUUAAUAUAGAGCACUCUCGAAGAGGCGAUAUACAAGUUGAUUUAAUUAGUCCAAAUGAGAUAAUAUCACAUCUUGGAACUCCAAGAAUGUAUGAUGAACAUCGAAGUGGUUUAACCAAUUGGACUUUUAUGAGUAUAAAGCAUUGGGAUGAAAAUCCAGUCGGUAGAUGGGCUCUUCAAGUUAGAGAUACUCAAAAUGCCGAAUUUACGGGAACAUUUAUUGACUGGAGAAUAAAGCUAUGGGGUGAACAAAAGAAUAUUACAGAAAAACCUGUUUCGACAACUGUAACACCUACAACGUUAGUCACAACUUCUCCCGAACCUUCCUCCGAUGGAAACAAAGUUAGUACGACUGAAGAAGUUAAGCCAACAAAUACAAAUUCAUCCAAAGAGAAAUCAUCUCAAUCAAGUACAUGGAUUAUAGCAGUUCUCGGUAUGGGAUUUGCUUUCAUAUUUGCUGGAUUAGCAUAUUUUGCCAAAAAACAAUUUUGGGAUGCAAAUGGUGGAAAAGGAAAAAAAUUCUUUUCGAAAGAUCUAUACGAUUCAUUACAGACUUCAGAUGCUUCGAAUAUGGGUGAAGAUUCUGUUCCUUUAACUAGAGGCAACAAACAAUUUAUGACUUCAAGAGAAUUAUUUAGUGCAUUUGGGGAUAGUUCUGGUGAAGAAGAAGAGUAUGACGAUGCAAACACUAAAGUGGUAUUUGAAAAUUCAUACAUGGAUAAAUAUAUGAAUGAAGAUGAUAAAAUUGAAAGCGAAAUAAUUAAUGAAAAGAACCUCGAAGAUGGUGGUGACGCAAGUGGUUCAGGGAACUAA